AUGUUUUUCAAGAAUCUUUUCUUGUCUCUUUUCUUGGUCUUUGCCGCCGGUUUUGCGCUGGUCCAAGCUGAGGAAGCUAACCAGCCUCGUGGUCCCAAGAUCACUAGCAAGGUCUACUUCGACAUUCAGCAUGGUGAUCAGCCUCUUGGUCGCAUUGUAAUGGGCUUGUACGGCAAGACCGUCCCCGAGACCGCUGAGAACUUCCGCGCUCUGGCUACUGGCGAGAAGGGCUUUGGUUACCAGGACUCGACAUUCCACCGUGUUAUCAAAGAUUUCAUGAUCCAGGGUGGUGAUUUCACCAAGGGCGAUGGUACUGGCGGAAAAUCGAUCUACGGCAACAAGUUCAAGGAUGAGAACUUCAAGCUGCGCCACACCAAGAAGGGCCUACUGAGCAUGGCCAAUGCCGGCAAGGAUACCAACGGCUCCCAGUUCUUCAUCACCACCGCUAUCACCUCAUGGCUGGAUGGCCGCCACGUCGUGUUCGGCGAGGUCCUUGAGGGCUACGAGGUUGUUGACAAGAUCCAGAACGUCCCCAAGGGCUCCGGCGACAGGCCCAAGCAGGCUGUCAAGAUCGUCAAGAGUGGCGAGCUUGAAGUAGACUCCGAGACCGAGGACAAAGAACUCGCCCAAGAGCCGAGUGUCACGAAUGAGGCUCUCAUGGCCGCUACACCAUCCUACUUCAUGCAGCAGGCCAUUAUUUUCUUCGUUUUGGUUGCUGUGGUAGGUGUUUUGAUUCGCCGUCGACGAGGCCAGCAGCAAGAACAGCAAGAGAAAGGACAGUAUGGUGCGUAA
This is a messenger RNA of Penicillium bovifimosum, 792 nucleotides long. RefSeq names its product peptidylprolyl isomerase. Gene Ontology annotation, molecular function: peptidyl-prolyl cis-trans isomerase activity. Lineage: Eukaryota; Fungi; Ascomycota; Eurotiomycetes; Eurotiales; Aspergillaceae. Gene Ontology annotation, cellular component: fungal-type vacuole; endoplasmic reticulum. The coding region runs from base 1 to 792 and encodes 263 amino acids. The record is from RefSeq and is a predicted model, not a curated record. The transcript has 8 exons. Gene Ontology annotation, biological process: protein folding; protein peptidyl-prolyl isomerization.